Molecule: messenger RNA, 5685 nt
Organism: Haliotis rubra (blacklip abalone)
Lineage: Eukaryota; Metazoa; Mollusca; Gastropoda; Lepetellida; Haliotidae
Product: protein FAM117B-like
Exons: 8
Coding region: 184-1494 (436 amino acids)
Source: RefSeq, a predicted model, not a curated record
CACCGUUGUGUGAAAUUUUUUUGAGAGAGUUCUGGGUUGGAGAAAAUUGACACAGUGCCAGGGAUGAAAAUCUAAGUUUUUUCGAUAGUCUGCCUUGAUAGGCCGAGAACAACUUUUUCUACAUAAAGGUGGAAGACUAAGGAAGGGUCUUCAAACAAAUUUCACGAAGAGAGUGUGAAAGAAAUGUCAGGACAGCCGCCUCAACGAGUUCGUCGUAAUGUGUCCCCGGCAUCAACAAAGCAAGGACCGAUAAAAGCUGUUAAGACAUUCACUCUGAAACAAAAAAGUCCAACACGCAGCUUAAAUGCAUCUCCUACACCAAGCAGUCACAAAAUAUGGAGUCGAAAAUCCCCAGACCAUCGAGCGUCUCCAGAGCGAAAAAGUCCAAGCUCGCCCAGAGAAAAGUCAAAAUCACAUCGUCAGAGCCCUGUGCCCAGCUUGUGGCGAGCCAGUUCCCUGGACACGAUCUACCUUGCUGGCCAGUGGCCCAAAGAUCCACAUUCCUACAGCUCUCACAAUCUGGGGGUGCUCACAUGUGACAAAUUUACACAGACUCCUGAUGAGUGGGAGUCGGUCAGCAGCCUUGACAGGAAGAAGGAUAAGGGGCACAAGAGAUCAGCAUCAUUUGGUCAGGGAGACCAACUUAAGGUGCUGAUAAAACAGCGACUACAGCGAACGAAAGAAGGCAGCAAGGAGAAGGAAUGGAGCAAACAGCGCCAGAGUCCAGUGCAAGGCAAACACUCUGCCCUCUCCCUCACGGCACCACCCACUGUCUUCAGCCAGUCAAAAGCUAUUGGCAUACCCACUAACAUUCCUAAAACAAACAUGUCGAAGUACCAACGCAACAGUGUAGAAGGACUAAAUACAGAAAUUGAAAAACUUGUUCUGAACAACCCAGCCGCCAUCGAACCUGAAGAAUCAGAACUAAAAGUACAUUCUCAUCCCGAGAUCCCUGAUGGUCACAGAGCUCCGAUUCCUGACAUUAUCCGAAUUGGCUCAACACGUUCAGUGAACACACAGACACCAUCAGGACAGGUGGACGAGCCGUACACCACCACCAGCAGUGGGAGUCGUGCCGACUCCAUCAGUCCUGCCAUACCAAUCAUUCCUGGUCACAUGGACACCUCCCGGCCCUCCAGUCGGUCCGAGUCAACAGACAGCAAGUCUUCCGACAAAGCAGGUGAAGCUGAAGACUCCCCAGAACCCUCAAUCACAAAAUUUGUUUCAAGCCCCAAAGCAGAGAAAUGCGACUUUGUCCGAGAGCCUCCAGAUGGGUGUGAGAAGGUGCGAGUCAUUGAGGAAUCCAGAAAACCUAGCAUCAAAGAGUCUCUAUUCUGUCCAGUAAAGCCAAAUCAGUUCAUUUUCAAGCAGAGUCAGAGCUCUGCUUUCUGCCCCCUGAUCAGAAGUUACUGCAGUCCCACACAGGACAUAGGCCUCAACACCGUUCCACCAGUAGCUCCACCACCAACGCCCCCUACAAUAGAAGGGCAGUAAACAGGGGGGAUAAUCUCAUUUCACUGUGCCAUUACCAGACUACCUGGAAAUAAGUCAUGUCACCCAAGGAGUGUUCCUAUAUUUAAAUAUGACCACUGUUUGUUUUUCCUUUGUUACUUCUUAUUUCGCAUACAUAUAUAUUUUGAUUGACAAUGAGUUGCAAAACAUCACAAAGAAAAGAGUCACAAUUAUGUUUAUUGUUGGUAUACAAAUCUAUAUGCCUGGAUUGUGGCAUGAUAUAAUUAUUAUAUGCUCUCUUCACAGAGCUUGAUAUGUAUUCUUGUAUUAUACUGACUGUCUCAUUUCAUUCUAUGUGUAUUGAUUGAGAAAACUUGCAUUGGGAUCAUCAGCUGAAUUAUGCACGUCCACGUAUCUUGCUAAAUGUUUGAUGAGAUAAAUGUUCAUUCCAUUUUGUAGAGUUUCACAAAAAAUGGCUCAGACUAUGGUAUACUCUCUCCAAAAAGUAGAAAAUGUAAACAUAAGGAAAGUGAUUCGUUCACAUGUGGCCACUUAUGAUCGCAGUCUAACCACACCUGUGGGUGUCCUGGUGGCCAAACGUGUGAUGCAUGUGCAUUUAAUACGCUGUUGUUAGUGAGUUAAAAUUGUGUUGCAUAAGCAUUAUUUCCGCCAUAUAGCAAUUUAAUAAACUGUGACAUGCGUAUGAUCAGUAAGAUUGCACUUUUGCAUAUUCUUUCACCUUUGCAAUUUUAGACUGAAGCAAUAUGUUUCUUCAUUUUAGAUGAGCAAGUCUACUGAAAUGCUUUGUGUGUAUUUUAAGUUGAAAUAAUAGUAUGUUUUCAGUGUGAAUGAAAUUCAGUAUCCUUAAUACUUUGUUAUAUUUCUUGUUAAAAUUGUAUAUGUAUAUACAUAAUUAUAUAUCCUUGUAUCUGUGUGGCUCUCAUAAUGUUAUUUUGAUCUGCAGCGUUUUUGUUUUUAGAGACUGUUUAGUGGUUAUUGGAAUCUAACUGGUUAUUGGAACUGGCAAUUUUAAUGAGUCACUUGGCCUUAUGAUUAGACACUUUUCCCUGGAUUUGAGGUAAUCGUUGAUGAUGGAAUCCUGAAUGCCUAAGUUACCAUUAAUACUGACUGAGUAAUUGGACAAAUCUGAUGGAAGUCGUUCAUAUAUUAUAUCAGCACUGCUUUCAUUAAUUUGAAGUCUAAAAAUGUUCAAAAUUAUGCACCUGAUAUGACAGAUCCCAGGGUACCUAAGCAGUUAAUCAAACAGUCUAGUGGCAGUUUGUCCCCUUUCUAAUGAGGGUUUAAACUUGAGGUAAACAUUCACUGUUCGUUUUCAAUUAAAAUAUUUUCUAAAACUAUGCGUAUGUGCCAAUGUUGAUAAGAUACAAGUUUGUUCACACUGGUAUGAUAUAUGAAUUACCUUACUGGUUGUCACUGAUAAUCAUGUUAUCAUUGUUUUACUAUGUUUUGAUGAAGAAUACAAAAAACUGUUAUUCUUUUGCUGAAACGCCUAGGUUAUUGGUCACAAUGUUACCAUUUAGGGCUUUUUUUGUGUGCUCCUUGUUCCCAAGUAUUAUCAUUCAUAAUGGCAUUCACCUAAGUCAUUUGUAUCUGUUCUAUAAUCAAACUGGUAUUUGAAAUGUGUAAUCCACUUUUGAAAUUAGUCUACAAGAAUAUUUGCUUUGUGGACCAAAUUGAUUAAGUUUGUUGACACAUAUUAACAUUUUGUUUGUGGUGGCUGACUUUUACACUGAUAUUUGGCUGUCUCUCCUCAUGGUGGCAAAGUACAAUACACAGAGGUCAACCUAUUUCCUAGUUGUGGAGCUUUGUCAAAGAAUUACUCAAACUAUGAGUCAGUGUGAACCUCCUGGUAUUUGGGUUUAAAGACAAAAAGUCAAUAUUCUUCUAGAUCUAUAUUGUCACAACUAAUGUUUGUUCCACUGACUCAGGUUGGAGCUUCCAUUAUGUCUGCACUCAAAUAACAGUGAAUAUUUCCAGUUUAACCUUCAAUUCAUUGGAACAGAUCUGAACUGAAGUUGACUUUACACAUUCCUACAUAGUUUUAUUUGGAGAUUAUGAUUCCAUUGAAUGAUCAAGGCCUGUAAUUUACCUGCAGUGAGGGAAUUGCUUUGUUGAAAAGUGUCCAACAACAGGGUCAAAUAGAACAAUGUUAAGGUCAUUCACUGAGUUUCUUGCUAUAGGUCAGAUGAUUGUGAACUUUUGAUGGGUCCAAUUGUCUCUUUACCUGUAUCGAAAGCCCUUUAACAAUAGUAAAAACUUCGUCAGCGUCCAAUCUUGUUCAAGCCGCCGACCUGGUGACACAUUGUUUGUAGAGGAGUCCAGCAGACUUCUGGGUUUUCCCCUCAACAUUCCAUGAUGCUCUUUUGCAGUUGUUACGCAUCCACCCAAAGGAGGAGAGAAAAAUGUGUUCUCUUGCUGUGUUUUCGCUGUUUGGUGUACGGGAACAAAUAUUUUCGCCGAAACAUGUUCUUGCCUAUCCUGGAAAAGGCAGCUAAACAUUGCACGAUAAGGAUCCAUCCUGAGUAAAGCAAUGAUUAUCAGCGUCCUACAAGCCUGUAGGAACAAUCGCACAAUGACAAAGCUUGCGUAUGUGUAAAUACAGAAAGCUAAACCUGAAAAAAAAUUUGCAAAAUCAAAUUGUAACGGAUGAUGCACGGUUUAUUGUGCAAUGUAUAAGUUUUUCUGUAGACACCACUAUUAGAUGUUGGCAGUGCAGAACUGGACUGGUUUUUAACGAAUCUCAGACAUGCAUUUAAAUGGACUGACCCUUGUGGCAGUCACAUGUAUCAGUUUUCCUUCCAUGAGGUUUUGACAUUUCUGUCAGUUUUGUAUAUAGACAGUAGGUGAGCAACGAGAGGCCUCUCUGCUUUCUGAAUGUCGUUGCCAGCCAUGCUAGUUGUUGGAGCAUGGCUGAGGUAGCUCUUGUGCCCAGCGCAUUUAGAAUCCGAAAAUCUUUCGUUAUGAAAUUUAUAGGAGAAAUCCUACAAAAAGUGUUCAGCAUUUGUUGGGACUGAAAAACUUGAUAUAUCCAUUAUGUGAUGGACCUGAUGCAUUUUAUGCAACAAAGGGAGUCGACUUUGUCUUUCUGAUUUUCAUGCUUAACAUGAAGUUAGUGUUAAUCACAAUUUAGAGUUUUUUAUUAGCAUGUUGCUAAUAACACAAGACAAUGUAAAUUGUUAACAAGUCCAAUUUGAAAUACCAAAGCAAUAUUUGUGAACGCAUGUAUAGUUAGUGCUAUUUAUUGGCUUGUAAUAAGUGGAGCCCAAAUAUUGAAUGACCCACUUGCAUCUGCAUACAUGUUAGCUAAUCUUUGGUCACCAACAGUAAACAGACACACUAUUUAGUAUGAUUUUGAUGAAAUAAUAUUGAUUUGUUCAUUGGCUGUAAUAUUAUCAAGACCUGUUUGAAGUAAAAGCAAAUGGUUGUUAAUAUUUCCACAUGAGCAUAUUUGGUUCCUGUUUCAAGUCAAAUAUCAGACUUUCAUCCCUGAGAGCCUCCUUUUAAUCCUCAUACAUCAGUUUAGAGCCACGCUCUGUUUUGAUAAGCCAAACAUAAACGUCAAAAUCGUUUUGUAGGUAAUCUAAAAUUGGAAGAAAAUCUAGUGUUAUAUUUAAGCAGAUAACUAAUGACUGAAAUGGGAUAUUCGGCAUACUGAAAUAAUUGGACUUGCUUGAAGAAUCAGAAAAGUACAUGAAAAUGAUAUUGCACCAGUAAACCGUUUAAUUGUAAAUUGUAAACAAUAAUCAAAAUAACUUUCUCAGACUGUUGGAGACCACGGAACUGACUCUGUAUGCAAAAUGUACAAAGUUUGUAGUUAAUGAAAGACUUGUAUACCUUGUGUAAGUUAUUUCAAUUAAUAUUGACUGGUAGAUGUAAUUUAUUAUCUCUAUUUUCACACUUUGAAUGGUACAUUUAACUGUGGUUGUCCCUCCGCCUAUAUGCAGGCUAUGUCCAUACCGGCACGUCCAUCUUGGAUAUCAUUAAGUGCUAUUCUUGGAACAUAUCAGUCAUGAAGGAAGAAAUGUCUAUUUUAGUGAUACAUAGUCAGUCAAUUUGAUACAAAUCAAACUGUAAAAUGGCAGAUAUGUAAUUAUUUUGGUGUAUUUUCCUCCGAGGUGUUUCAGAGCUGCAGGCUCCCACGUACUUAGAGUUCUGUCCUUUAAACCUAGAGUAUGUUUCAUUUAGAAAUAAAAGUUUAUCUUUUGUACAACA